CAGAGAAGCUCAAUGGGAGGGGAAUAUAUAUGCUCGUUGGUCGCGCUGGCCAUCAACGCUGUUGGUUCCUACUUAUUAGUCCUGUCACCAGUCUUCCGGACCUGGUUGUCAGUCCAGUUGGUCAGUGUUUAGGGCUCUCUUCCACCAUCUGGCCAUCAUGACCGCCUCACUUCUACGCUUGGCCGUCCUUGCGGCGAGUUUCCUACCAGGAGCUCUGGGAGGAAUCAUUGUGAGAAGCGAGCCAGACCCGGCAUCAAGCAGCAACACCAUAUUGCCCCGACUGGACUGGUCAGAUGCAGCAGCUUCUGAGACGGCCACGCUCAAUGGCAUCAACUUUGGCUGCAAGUGUGCGCCGGGACGCAGUUGCUGGCCCUCGGCCGCCAAGUGGAACUCGUUGAACAACACGGUUGACGGCCGGUUGCUCGUACAUAUACCUCCGGGGGCCGUCUGUCACAAUACGUUCCAGGGGCCGCUUGGGACCGUGCAAACAUAUGACGCGGCGGCGUGUGCGGAGGCGACGGCAAACUGGGCUAGCGAGGACUGGACCGUUGCGCAGCCGGCGGCCAAUCUCUGGACCUACUUCACAAACGACACAUGCCGGCCGACGGAGAACCCGGCUGACAGCUGCACGCUGGGCUACUACGGGGUCUAUGUCAUCAUGGCUACCAAGCCGGCGCACGUCAAGGCCGGUAUCGACUUUGCCCGGCGGAACAACGUCCGGCUCAUUGUGCGCAACACGGGCCACGACUUCAUCGGCCGCAGCACGGGCUAUGGAGCGCUCGUCAUCAACACGCACAGCUUUCAGGACAUCACCUGGAUUGAUUCCUACCGUGGGCCGGGAUCGUACACGGGCGGAGCAGUCACUAUCGGUGCCGGCGUCCAGGGCAAGACCAUACUUGCUGCUGGUCACGCCCGGAAUCCGCCGCUUGUUGUUGUCACUGGUGAAUGCCCUACUGUUGGCAUUGCUGGAGGAUUUAUUCAAGGAGGCGGCCAUGGGCCGUGGACGACGCUUAAGGGGUUUUCGGCGGACAACGUUCUUGCCUUCGAAGCAAUCACCGCAUCAGGGCACUACGUGACUGCCAAUGCCCAGCAAAACGCUGAUCUGUUCUGGGCCUUGAAGGGCGGCGGCCCGGCGUCGUUUGCCGUGAUCCUGUCGGUCACGAUGAAGACCUUCCCGGACAUCCCGUCGGCCGGCGCAGAGCUGUACAUCAACACCACCCACACCACCGACUCGGACGUGUGGUGGAACGGCACCGCUGCGUUUCACAAGUGGUCCAACCACUUUGUCGACAACGGGCUCUACGUCUACUUCGAGCUGCUCCCUUUGACUCUUCGCGUGAGGCCGUUUGUGGCGAUCGGGAAGACAUCCGCUGAGCUGGCUGCCGUUGUGAAGCCGUUCCUUGACGAGCUGGCUGCGUUGGGCGUGCCGUAUGAUUUUACGCUCAAGGAGUUUCCGACUUUUUAUGAUCUCUAUGUUGACCUGUUCGAGGCCGAGGCGGCCGGGUCAUCGGCUCUUACCGGCGGAUGGAUGUUCAACCACCACGACGUGGCAACGAACAAUGACGGCAUCAUUGAGGCCUUUAAGACGGUCCUGUCGCCCCGGCCGGAUCUGUUUGGGUUCAUGGUCGGACACUUGUUCAACCCGGGCUAUGGCGCGCCAAAGAGCAAUAGUGCUACGCACCCGGCCUGGCGGAAUGCGACUGACUUUAUUAUUGCUAUUCUGCCCGUCACGCCUGGCGCGUCGCUCGCGCAAAAGGCGGAUCUGCAGAAUGUGCUGACGAAUACUAUGGAUGAGGCGCUCAGGGGGGCGAGUACUAGUGGGUGUACUUAUGUCAAUGAGGCCGAUCCGUACCAGCCCAACUGGCAGAGCCACUUCUGGGGCUCUGAAUACCCGAAACUGAGAGCCCUCCGGUACAAGUGGGAUCCGCUUGGCGUCUUUUAUGCUGUGUCGACCCCCGGGACGGAGGGUUGGGAGGUGAUUGAGGAUGGGACACGAUUGUGCCGGAGACUUUGACGUGGUGUACCGAAGCGCUUACGGGACGUCUGCGCAAGGUACGAGUAGUGAGUACCGUACCCAGUAGGGGCGCGUCAUUACAUGACUAGGAACACGUUAUAGACACAAAAGCAAGAUGUGCGAUCUCAAGUUGACUACGAAGUAUCUAGGUAGGGUAUGGAACAGGUCAAGUCUGGCUGCCGGGUGUCUAACCCCUGAGUAGCGUGAGCACCGAGACCAAGGCACAAUCCAAGCCUGUCUGCCGAGCACAUCCAGUCAUCUGUGGUUGACCCAGCCUAAGCAGAUUUCAAACCCCACGUCUCCUUGAUCAAGUCCGCAGCCUUCUCACCAAUCCCGUAUGCCGGCAUCUGGGUGUGACCGCCGUGCAA
Molecule: messenger RNA, 2382 nt
Organism: Canariomyces notabilis
Lineage: Eukaryota; Fungi; Ascomycota; Sordariomycetes; Sordariales; Chaetomiaceae
Product: FAD-binding domain-containing protein
Exons: 4
Coding region: 158-2014 (618 amino acids)
Molecular function (GO): FAD binding; oxidoreductase activity
Source: RefSeq, a predicted model, not a curated record